AUAGACUCGGAAAAUAAUAUUUCUGCAAUUAUUGUAAUAUGACAGGUGGUAGGAAAGUGCAGCUCUGUGGAGUGGCACAGUAUGGGAAUCUGAUUGGGAUUACUGUUGGUUACACCAUCACUGCUUCUAUUAGUUUGGUAGCGGUCGGGAAAGCGAACUGUUACCACGAUAAAGGGAAACAGGCGGAUUGUAGUGUAUCGAAUUAUCCGUAUAUGGCUGUCUUUGGGAUCAUUCAGGUUAUUCUUAGCCAGAUCCCAAAUUUUCACAAGCUCUCUUUCCUUUCCAUUAUGGCUGCGGUCAUGUCCUUCACUUAUGCAACUAUUGGAAUUGGUCUAGCCAUUUCGUAUGUCGCAGUUGGGAAAGUGGGUAAGACAAGUAUUACGGGCACAGCGGUUGGAGUUGAUGUAACCGCAGCUCAGAAGAUAUGGAGAUCGUUUCAAGCGGUUGGGGACAUAGCGUUCGCUUAUGCUUACGCCACAGUUCUCAUUGAGAUUCAGGAUACACUAAGAUCUAGCCCAGCUGAGAACAAAGCCAUGAAAAGAGCAAGUCUUGUGGGAGUAUCAACAACCACAUUUUUCUACAUCUUAUGUGGAUGUUUUGGAUAUGCUGCAUUUGGAAGCGAUGCCCCUGGAGAUUUCCUUACAGAUUUCGGGUUUUAUGAGCCCUAUUGGCUAGUUGACUUUGCAAACGCUUGUAUCGCUGCCCAUCUUAUUGGUGCCUAUCAGGUGUUCGCGCAACCGAUCUUCCAGUUUGUAGAGAAAAAAUGCAACAGAAACUAUCCAGACAACAAGUUCAUCACUGCUGAAUAUUCAGUAAACGUACCUGUCCUUGGAAAAUUCAACAUCAGCCUCUUUAGAUUGGUGUGGAGGACAGCUUAUGUGGUUGUAACAACUGUGGUAGCUAUGAUAUUCCCUUUCUUCAACGCGAUCUUGGGUCUUAUAGGAGCAGCUUCCUUCUGGCCUUUAACUGUUUAUUUCCCUGUGGAGAUGCACAUUGCACAGACCAAGAUUAAGAAGUACUCUGCUAGAUGGAUUGCGCUGAAAAUGAUGUGCUAUGUUUGCUUGAUCGUUUCACUACUAGCUGCGGCUGGAUCCAUCGCCGGACUGAUAAGUAGUGUCAAGACAUACAAGCCCUUCCGGACUGUCCAUGAGUGAGUUUGAGAACCAUGAGAGAGUCGUCAGGAGAGUAAAAAAUAUAUAUAUGUAGUAGUUUGGUCUUUCUUUUAAUAUAUCUGGUGUCUAAAUCCAAUGAGAAUACUUUAUUGGUGAUGAAACUACAUGAAUCUCUCUGUAUCUACCGUUUUCAAUCUAAUACAUAUGAGCUGUCACAGCUCUUGCAAAUU
Messenger RNA from Camelina sativa (false flax), 1342 nucleotides. Lineage: Eukaryota; Viridiplantae; Streptophyta; Magnoliopsida; Brassicales; Brassicaceae. The record is from RefSeq and is a predicted model, not a curated record.